Messenger RNA from Pocillopora meandrina, 4441 nucleotides. The record is from the annotation of a GenBank genome assembly. Lineage: Eukaryota; Metazoa; Cnidaria; Anthozoa; Scleractinia; Pocilloporidae.
AUGAAUUCUAAUCGAAGGAUUGUCUUCUUCGUCGAAUGGGAUACAGACUUCGUCAGUUUUAUCAAGGGAAUCACUUUGUCGCCAUCGCUACGCGGCGUCAUUGUUUUACACAUCUUCUAUAGGCAAGAAAUUUCGACGAAAUUUCUUCCAAAGUACAAGCCCUGGCUUUUUAAACAUCCUGCAGCUUCAGAACAGGAAAAUUCCGCUUGGGAUUUGUUGGAGUCUUACGUAAAGAGAUUUAACUUGGAAGCAAACUAUUCGUUGUCGACACCUCAUGAAAAAAGGAGGCCGGGAACCGCAAAAACCUCAGCAAGUCUGGGUAGUCGGGGUGGUUCUGAUGCAUUUGUUGGUAAAUCUGUUCCCACUCAAGCGUACUACGUGAUCUCAAAAUCGACAGAAAGAUGUAAAAAGCUGGCUGAAACUGUUGAUCAAAUGCAACAAGUCAAGCUGGAAUGCGUGGAAUUUACCACAACAACAACAUUACUAGAUUUUCUACAAUUUAAAUGUCCCUACUGUAGGAUUGCUUUUACUGAAAAGAGGGAGCUGGAUAUUCACGACAGAGAGAGCCAUGGAUUUGUUUGCCCGAACCAGGAAUGCAAAUUUAACGCAAAGGAAAACUCUUUUCGCGGAGAAACCGAGUUAAAGGAACACAUAAAAAAUCAACUUCGAUGCGCAUUUUGCCCCACAAAGGUGUUCUGCUCCUCGGAUGUGCUAGAACUUCAUAAGCGAAGCUCGCACAAAAAGUGUCCCUGUCCUUGUGGGAAAUAUUAUGGCGAGCGAUUGUCAUAUCUGGAUCAUUUUUUCGCUGUUUAUCCUUCGCCCUCUUCAAUUACUUCGUCACCUUCCGCUGGUGAAAGACAGACGAAGGGAGAGUUGGGAAAUAAUCGUGGUCACCUACACGUUGAUAGUAGCCGUAAGAGCGCAGCUGAUAAACUAAAAAACAAUUUGUCUGAAUAUUCGGCUGAACCAUCACGUGUAAACGUUCAGUCGCCUAACAAGUCUGCAGAUAGUUGUAGUCUAGGCGGAAGUAAAGAAAACGUUGCCCAUGAGGGAUGACGAUACAACUAAGUGAAGGCAAAUUUAUGCAGUCAAUUACGUGGUACCAAAGAAUAUUACCUGCUCUUGCCCAUUCAAAAUUACCCUAAUUAUCAAACAUGUUUGUGUCUGCUGAGCGCGAGAACUACUGUGCUCAUUCUGCCGCCGUAUGAUGCAAUACAAACACAUUUCCUUCCUGUAUCGAAAGCAGAAUUCGAAGAAAGCAGAAGAAAUUCAAAUGAUAUUAAGAACUGACCACAAAGCUGGAUUGGAAACCCAAAUAUCGACAUUGGACUUGGAAUAGGGAACAAUCAGCAUUGGCCAAGCUUUGAACAACCGAAAAAAGUACCCUUAACUGGAGUCACGAGAAAAACCUUGAUAAACAGGCCUAAACCACUUCAGGAUAUAUAACUACACAUAAGAGGUCAAUUGUGGGUUAUGAAACCUCCUAAUUUUCAUUUUAUGAUUGGCAGUUCUCUCUUCUGUCUGUCAUGCAUUUUUUUGGAAAUUAUUAAGGAGAAUUUCAUGCUGUAUCAAGUAAUGAAGAACAAAUCUCGUGUGAUCAAGAGAACACCCUCUAGGUGGUUGUAAGUAAUUCACUAACUUUCGAUGGUCAGUAAGUUUGCGCGGACAUUUUGAAAGGUUACUGAUGAACCUCUGGACCGAGACGAAACGUCACGUUAUACCAGCAGUUAAGUAUUUUUACGAGUAUUCGACGCGUUUGACCCUGUUUAUUGUACAGAAGAUCAUCAAAACUCGGCAGGAUAAAACUUACAACCUUCAGUUCGAUGCAAAGGAAAAAAACCCCCGGGAAGUAUUAUUCGUGAGUAGGCUUAACUGACACUAGUUUUUUUUCCAAUCUUUUUAUUUCCUUAACUGAAAGCAUCGCUCUCAGAGAUUCACAGAUAUGAUUCAAUAAAAAAUCUAAUAAGCAGCCUAUGCUCAAAUUUUUUUUUCGCGUUUUCUCAAAUCAGUCAACGAACUGAUGCCUUUAAAAAAGUCGCGAAGGUAAGUUACCGGCAGAAAUUACGGUGACCUCGAGCCGCGAAAAAAAUUGCGCAAAACGCAGAAAAAUCACCAUUCCAGAAAUGUUUAAAAAUAUUAAAUAAAUAGAAAUACUAAAAAAAGGUAAAUAAUAUAUAUAAACAUAACUCCAGAUGCAUGGUAACCGGAUCUUUCUGUCUCUGUCCCAAAUUAUUUUCAUGGAGGAGGUAGUUUGGAACUUCGAAGAAUCCUUCUCCGAUUCGUGACUUGGUCGAAUUAAGUUGGAUUAACCACGAUAAUAUUUUCCGUCGAGUUUCACGCCCCUUAAGCCAUAAUCAUCCAAGCAAAACCACGAGAAACAUUCUAAAAAUAAAGAAAAGAGUCGAAGAUAAUAUUUUUGGCCUAUUGAGUAAAAACUGAUACCACAAGUCCUCUUUGAUUGAAAUAUACACUGUCAAUUUUGACUUCUAACCUUCAUCCCGAGUUUCAAUUAAGAGAGUUUGUUUUUGUUGAUACAGCGGUUGGUCGGUCUCUCUUCAAACAGACCGAUAGAUGACUGAUACGCAAACAUGGCUCAAUUUUUGUCAAAAAGUAUUUUCAUUAAGAAAAGUACCGCUUUCUAAUGGUCAAAGAUACACUCUUUUGUUCUCACGUGAUUAGACUGCCAUUUUACAAUUAGUUGAUAAUUGCACCACUUCACAAUGAUUCUUAGCCGGGAUGAAAGAGGAUUAUAACUGACUGAAAGCUGGACCAAUAUUGCAACUCAAUCAACAACCUUUCAACACUGCAAUUUCGUGUUCUUCACCGGCCUUUGUAAUUCUAAUUAUUAAUCGCGGUGUUCAGAGUUCUCAGUGACCUAAAUAUAUAGAAAGCACGAACUCUUUUGUCUUAGAGACGUCUGGUCAAGACUUGCUGUUUGUAUUUCUUGCCAAACUUCCCUUUUCAUACGAAGACGACUCGAAGAUGUCAACGUUCUUUUUGUUUUCACGCCGAAUUGAAGCCGCUUAUGAUAAUAAUGUUUGUCAGCCCGUUUGUUCACCUGCGUGUCGGGAACUGUUUCAGUCGGAUGGAAAUACAAUAUAGUAUUUUUUUGACCAUCCUUCAGUCAGUUAUUGGCGAGAACGUUUAAAGCACUGCUGCUUUGAAGACGUACGUGUGAGAUCGACGGGCCAUCAACUAAGAGUCAAUAGAGAUGUUCGCGGGAAGACAUUACGAUGAAUUCUAUUUGGUGUGGGAAGGCAGCUGCCGCAACUUCAUCGAAGACAUCAAAUUUACUUCCCUAGACGCAAAGUCGCGAUUAAGCGUUCACGUUUUCCUGCGGAAUGAUACUCCAGUGAAAGCCCUUCCGCCAUCAGAUCCAGACUGGAUCACAACUCAUUUCACGCUCACUACAUCCCCAUACGCAUCUGAUACGGGGCUUAUUGCGUGCCUUCUCGAGAAAUAUGGUGAUCUCGUUGAGGAGUCAGGCGACAACCAAGAUACGUCGCUGAGACGAGUUUUCUUGGUCGCAGAGCGAGAGAGACAGUAUGAGGAACUUAUUGCGAAUUUGAAGUUGUUUAAUGGAAAAUUGGACAUUCAAGAGAUCAAUGGUCUGGAAAUGGAUAUUUUUGAAGUUGUGAAGGAUUCGUGCAGAUUUUGUCGCCUCGUGUUUGCCUGCACAGAAGAGACAGACAAACAUAACUUUGAACAACACAACUUCUUCUGUCAAAACCCGUUGUGCCAUGGCUACCGUCAAAGAUUUCCAUCUGAAGAAGUACUUUUGAAGCACAAGGCUUCACAAACGAAAUGCAUACACUGCCAAGAGUUGUUUUGUUCGGAUGAUUUGAAGAAAGCGCAUAUGAAACAUGAACACAAUAUCAAUCCCCACACUUAUCCACCGAUGGAAGCGAAAGCAGGUUUCUUUACAGAGCAAGAAAAAGGUCCAUCCUUGCCAUUGCGAAUUUCAUGUCAGUUUUGCCCUCGGAAGCAGUUUUUAACGAAGGACCAGUUGGAAAUACAUAUGCGAAACUCGCACAAGAAAUGCAAUUGCUCAUGCGGGAGUUACUUCAAAUCGAGAGAGGAAUAUUUAGAUCACUUCUACAGUGUUUACCCACUUCCUUGUUACGAGAACCGGAAAUGCCCGCACCGCUUUCAAUCGGUUUAUUAUCAAGCAGUCCAUCAUAGAGAUUUCCACAACUCUCUGAAUCCAUUUUAUUGUGUUCCAUGUCAAAAAAGAAAAAUUGAAGAGGGCUUGGCUCUCUCGACUGCGAAGACCUCCUUCAAAGAUGACAGGAGUUUGCGGAUUCAUGGCUGUUCCUUGGGUCACAACGAGACAGAAAUGUUCUUAUUGGAUUUUGAUGAUGCUACACUUAACAUAGGGGGAGAAACAGCCCCUCUGCGACGAUCCCCUACAAGAACAACCUCAAACUUAAAUUAUUGUUAA